CACUGCUUGUUUAUCGCUACUCCGUAUCUUCGUUUAACCCCUUUUUACAUUACUUGUUUUUGGUUCUACUUGCACUACCAGUCAUAUCCAUAUAUGAUAGCUCCAUCGGCAGUCAUAUCUUUGUGCUGGCUAGUCCUAUCCACAUCAGUAGCCGCUUCCGCGGUUCCCUACUGGCAAAUCGAUAAAGGAUACAUCCACGAGACACUUACUAAAGACACCGCAAAUAUCAACAGCAUGCUCCGAAAGGCGCCUGGACAGUUCCGUCACUUGCCUCCCAUAGUGGAUAACCCCACCCCUUUCCAGAGAUCCAUUCAAGAUGGUGAAGUACCUGAUUAUAUCCUCGAAUAUGCUCCUGUGGUUCAUCUAUACUCAGAAGAACGGUAUCUUCCGUACGACAUUGGCAAAUUCGUUACUCAUUUUCAUGUUGAGUAUGACAAUGGAACCACCGUUCCAGGAACAGAGGCAAAUAUGAACUUGAAGAAGUUGAGUGAGUUGCCCGAAGAAGAAGAUUACUUUUUGACUUCGAACUCUGAUUUUGAUUCAGACCCAGAGUGGAUUACGGGUAUCAAGAACAAGCCCUCGCUUGCCACUGGAGAAAUAAAGGAUGCACCCGCAGUACUUAUUGUGGUCGAUAAGGGCAAUGGCUGGGUGGACGCUUACUGGUUCUACUUCUAUUCUUUUAAUUUGGGUCCAUUUGUGAUGGGUUCUGGACCUUAUGGGAACCACGUAGGCGAUUGGGAACACUCAUUGGUGAGGUAUUACAACGGAGAACCAGUCAUUGUAUGGAUGUCUGCUCACGGAGGUGGACAGGCAUUCUACUACCAUAAUUUGGAGAAGUACGAAUCGAAUCCAAACCAUCCUAUACUCUUCUCUGCAAGAGGCACACAUGCUAACUAUGUAUCGGUGGGACAACAUCCCCAUGAUUUGCCAUAUGCAAUAUUGUCUGACUUCACAGACAGAGGUCCUUUGUGGAACCCUACAAAGAACUACUUGGCUUACACAUUCGAUGGUACUAGGGUGUAUCCUGCCACCACCAACCGCAACCCUCAUCACGUUGGUCGGGAGAAGAAAUACCACAACUGGCUCAAGUUCUGGGGACGUUGGGGUGAUAGGAAGCUCCCUGAUGAUGAUAACCGUCAACGCUAUCUGUUUAUUGGAGGCUAUAAGUACAUUGACGGUCCCCGUGGCCCAUUAAUGAAGAACUUGCUCCGCAUUAAGCCUUGUGAAAGACAUAAAUGGUGGAACUUCUGGGCGGGCUGCAAUGUUCGGCAAAACAUUAAAUGGGGAAUUGGGGUCGAAAGUGAAGGUUACAAUUGCGGUAAUGUGUUUAUUAGCAUCAAACCCAAUUGGUUGCGUAAAAUCAUCCAGCACGUUACCUGGGGAGGAUUCUUCUGCUAUGCUGCAGAUAUUUUCUACGGUUAGACUAAUUUUUAAAUGCUUGCUUUUACCUUGUUUAUGGUUCAUGAUAAUUAGAAACUUUAAUAAUGAUUUAUGUAUUUUGCAACUUGGCAC
This is a messenger RNA of Yamadazyma tenuis ATCC 10573, 1512 nucleotides long. RefSeq lists its product as uncharacterized. NCBI's taxonomy places the organism in Eukaryota, Fungi, Ascomycota, Pichiomycetes, Serinales, Debaryomycetaceae. The record is from RefSeq and is a predicted model, not a curated record.